Messenger RNA from Salvelinus sp. IW2-2015, 1923 nucleotides. It is a transcript of the gene chmp3, whose product is annotated as charged multivesicular body protein 3. Gene Ontology annotation, cellular component: multivesicular body; ESCRT III complex. The record is from RefSeq and is a predicted model, not a curated record. Gene Ontology annotation, biological process: endosome transport via multivesicular body sorting pathway; protein transport; late endosome to vacuole transport. NCBI's taxonomy places the organism in Eukaryota, Metazoa, Chordata, Actinopteri, Salmoniformes, Salmonidae.
CGGUUUCUACAAUUUCAGUGGCCACCAGGUAGCCUACCACUCACUGCAUUGUGUUGGAUCCAAAACACAUUACAUUUGCUAGGCCUAUCUCUGAUGUCAUGCUUUGGGUCUAUUGGUUGAAGUAUAUUGACGACCUUAUCAUUUUGGAAAUAUUGAAUACGUUUGAUAAAUUUUAGCAUUUAUCACUACAUAGUUUCAGUCAUUUAGAUUCAAGGAAAAAAUACAGGAAAAGAAGAUUGCGUGCACGUAUUGGAACGUGGCCUGUGAGGCGAAGUGGCGUAGCUUGGAAUCAGGAAGUGGUUGAAGGUGUAUGACACUUUUUCUGUGGUUUUCUGUAUUGUUAUCAGUUUAUCUAAGUUAGUUAACAUGGGGCUGUUCGGGAAAACACACGAUAAACCACCGAAAGACCUGGUAAAUGAAUGGUCACUCAAAAUCAGGAAGGAGAUGAGAGUGAUUGACAGACAAAUUCGAGGUGAGAAGAAGAGCUUCAAGGCUAUUUUAUACAUUCAGAGGGAGGAGGAGAAGGUAAAGAGAUCCAUUAAAGAUGCUGCUAAAAAGGGACACCGGGACGUGUGUGUGGUUCUUGCAAAAGAGAUGAUCCAGUCGAAGCGUGCAGUCAGCAAACUUUAUGCUUCCAAAGCCCAAAUGAACUCUGUACUACUCAGCAUGAAGAACCAGCUUUCUGUAUUGCGUGUAGCUGGGGCUCUUCAGAAGAGCACAGAGGUCAUGAAAGCCAUGCAGAGCUUAGUAAAGAUCCCAGAGAUCCAGGGCACCAUGAGGGAGCUGUCUAAGGAGAUGAUGAAGGCUGGUAUCAUAGAGGAGAUGCUGGAGGAUACCUUUGAAAGCAUGGAGGAUGACGAUGAGAUGGAGGAGGCAGCAGAGGCGGAAGUUGAUAAGAUCCUCUUUGAGAUCACAGCAGGUGCCCUUGGCAAAGCACCCAGCAAAGUCACAGACGCCCUGCCUGAAAUGGAGCCUCCUGCCGCAGCUGCAGCCUCAGAGGAUGAGUCGGAGGAGGACAUUGAGGAGAUGCAUUCUAGACUGGCAGCUUUAAGGAGCUAAGAUUGACCUCUUGAACUCUUUCUGUCCCCUUAAAGUCCUUUUGCCUGCCUAAGGAUGUACAAGGUGAAUUUCGGUGUACGGUUUACCUAGUGUUUUCUCAACCACAUUUUGUCUCUUUCUUUCACAUAGUUAUUUUGGAUUAUCUUUGGGCUGUGAACUUUUCAAUGUUUAGGGCUAAAUAACACAUCAGAUCUGUUCUUAAUGGAAAGGAGAUUUUAUGAUCUUACAUGUUAACUGGGUAAGCACAGAAAUCACUCAAUGUGUGGUGUGUCUGUACACCCAACAUUUAAUAAAGAUGUAUGAAUCUCAAGAUAGCUAAAAAUAAGAAGGACCCAUCUGUAUCUUAAGUGCUGAGUGUGGUCUGAUUCUUUUGGUCUUGUAUUUGGGGAAGUCGAGGCUUCAUUCUCCAAUUGGGUGGAUUAACUAGAGACUUACUCUGUGCCGGUCACUGACAUAUCUAAUCUGUAAUGGAAACGUCUUGCUCUACAUUGAGAAAUGAAAUGAGUGACUCAUCACAUUCAAGUGUUCAUGAAACUUGAAUCCAUCACUACUCUGAUCUAGAUCCAAAUUGAAUACAGUAUUACAUUUUAAUACGAUAUUUCAUUCACUUUCAGCAUUAGAAACGCUAGAACUAAAAAACAAACUUCUUUCAGUAGUUUGUCUCUGUACAGUACAUAUGUAUCUAUAUUAUGUUGUCUUAUAUAAAGUUGUUUGGAGGGGGUAAAGAAUGCAUGGAAAUUGACUAACAUAUUUUUUACAUUGAGAUCCAGCUUCUUUAACUGUAUAUUGUUGGCCUCAAAGUCCUAAUAAUUUGUUGUGCUUAUUCAGUAAAAAAUAAAAAUGAUUGGUUAGUUUUGUUUCAGA